UCUAGCGCUAUCUACCGUACAUUUAAUAUUUGAGUAAGCAUGGCAGCACGGAGUGGUCUGCGCGCUGUUCUGAUUGACUUGAGUGGAACUCUUCAUAUAGAAAAUACCGCAAUAUGUGGUGCUGCUGAUGCUUUAAAUCGGUUGAAGAAAACCUAUUUGAAGAUUAGAUUUGUAACAAAUACUACCAAAGAAUCCAAACGUAUUUUGUGGGAGCGUUUAACAAACCUGGGGUUUUCCAUAGAGCAGAAUGAAAUCUUUACUUCUCUGACAGCAGCUCAUGAGUUGGUAUGUAGGAAAAAUCUUCGACCUCAGUUGUUGUUAGAAGAUGAAGCCUUAGAAGAUUUUCAAGGUACUAAUACGGAAAAUCCUAAUGCAGUUGUUGUGGGAUUGGCACCUAGCAAAUUUAAUUUUCACACACUUAAUGAUGCUUUCAGACUGGUUCUUAGUGGUGCUUCUUUGAUUGCUAUCCAUAAAGGUCGAUACUACAAAAGGCAAGAUGGACUUGCUCUUGGACCAGGACCUUUUGUGGCUGGACUUGAAUAUGCCACAGAUAGAAAAGCUGAAGUUGUUGGAAAACCUGAAGCUUCAUUUUUCUUAGAGGGACUUAGACCUUUUGAAUGUAAACCAAGUGAAGCUAUCAUGAUUGGAGAUGAUGUUAGAGAUGAUAUUGAUGGAGCCCAGAAGGCAGGGCUAGUAGGCAUGCUGGUCAAGACUGGAAAGUAUAGAGAAGGCGACGAACUUAAGAUUUCUCCACGUCCAAGUUACGUGUUUGAAAAUUUUCCAGCUGCGGUAGACUUUAUAAUAAAGCACUUGACUUAACAAACUUUAAUUUAUUAUUUUUUUGACUUGUUAUUUUAAUCUUAUGAACCAGUUUAACUAUUGAGAUCUGUGUUUUGCCUUAUGUUGUAAGUUUUUUUGCUGUCUUUCAAUCAUUUAAUAUUGAAAGAUGUACAUAGAAAAGUAUCACAAUAUCUGAGCUGUCAAGGAAAAAAUUUUAAAAGGUAAACGAAAUGUAGUUUGAUAACUUGUUUUGUAACAUAUUAUUUUUCAGUACAAAAGGGCAUUAUUUACUUCUACCCCCAUUAAAACAUUUCUUAAUGUACUCUGUUCAUGUUGUAAUGAAUAGAAGGUCAUAUUUGGCAUAAGAAGUUAAAAUCAAAGUGUUGUUUUUCGUUUUCUUGUAAAAGGUAUUAGUAGACAUACUGAUAUACAAUUGCCCUAUUGUAAAAUCUGUUUAGGCAAGACAAUAUUAUGCUUAUCAACAAACUAGCCAGUAUGUUAUUAUUAAAAUUGACAGUAGAUGAAAUAUUUAGUAUUAUGUUACCACUUAAUACAUUCAUAAUUACAAACUUUAAGAUUGUAUCUUUAAUGUUUGUGGUACAUAAAUUAAUUCUGUUAAUCAACAUUAAUUUUAAACUCAGAAUUGAGACACUGAGAAAGCAGUUGAAAGCAUUUUCUUCAAAAUUAUUUUGCUUUAUAUUUUAAUAAAAUGCAAUCUAAAUUAUAACUUUAUUUAAGAAUGAGAGUCAUAAGUUAUGCAAAUAAUAUUAAUGAAUUUAGUUCACAGCUAAAGAAAAAAGGAUUUGAAUCUAAGUUUCAAAUGGACAGCAACUGCCUGUUGUAGAAACCUACAAAUGUAGA
Messenger RNA from Limulus polyphemus (Atlantic horseshoe crab), 1641 nucleotides. Its product is annotated as haloacid dehalogenase-like hydrolase domain-containing protein 2. The record is from RefSeq and is a predicted model, not a curated record. Gene Ontology annotation, molecular function: phosphatase activity. Lineage: Eukaryota; Metazoa; Arthropoda; Merostomata; Xiphosura; Limulidae. The transcript has 6 exons. Bases 40 to 819 code for a protein of 259 amino acids. Gene Ontology annotation, biological process: dephosphorylation.